CAAACAUAUAUAUAAUGAAUGACUUUGAAAAUGAAUCAAUAAUUACAAAAAAUUCUAGUGUAUUAACCUAUACCUCUAAACUAUCAACCUCACAGAAGCCAUGGGCCAUGAAAACAUCACGGAAUUUAUCCUCCUGGGACUUUUUAGUGAUGAGGGCACAAAGGCUGCCUGCUUUGUACUGUUCUCACUUUGCUACAUUGCCAUUCUCUCAGGAAACCUGCUCAUUUUCCUUACCAUCAAGGGCAGCCACCUCAGUGAGCAGCCCAUGUACUUUUUCCUCAGCUACCUGUCCUUCAUGGAUGUCUGCUUUACCUCCACGGUAGCCCCAAAGCUGAUCACGGACUUGCUGGUCCAGCAGAAGACCAUCUCCUAUAACAGCUGCUUGGCCCAGAUGUUUUAUGCCCACUUCUUUGGCACCACUGAGAUCUUCAUUUUGGUAGCCAUGGCCUAUGAUCGCUAUGCAGCCAUCUGCAGACCCCUUCACUACGUGGUCAUCAUGAGCAGACAGGUGUGCUAUGUCCUGGUGAUGGCCUCUAUUAUGGGAGCAUUUAUCCAUUCCAUCCUGCAAGUACUGAUUAUUAUCAAACUUCCUUUCUGUGGUCCCAAUCAGAUAGACCACUAUUUCUGUGAUGUAUUCCCACUGCUGAAGCUGGCCUGCACAGACACUAGUUUGCCGGUCAUUGUGAUCGUCGCCACCACAGGGGUGUUGUCCAUUUUGACCUUUGUUGCCUUGGUUAUUUCUUACAUCAUCAUCCUGUUAACCCUGAGGACCCGCUCCUCUGAGGGUCGCCGCAAAGCCCUCUCCACCUGUGGCUUGCACAUCACUGUGGUGUUCAUGUUCUUCUUGCCCCUCAUCUUCACCUAUGUCCCCACAGCUGAUUCUGUCAGUGAUGACAAGGUGUUUGCCCUAUUUUACACUAUGAUUGCUCCCAUGUUCAACCCCCUCAUCUAUACACUGAGAAACACAGACAUGAAGAAAGCCAUGAAGAAAGUGUGGUACCGAAGCAAGCUGUUUGAAGGGAAAUGA
Messenger RNA from Loxodonta africana (African savanna elephant), 1027 nucleotides. Its product is annotated as olfactory receptor 4P4-like. Gene Ontology annotation, biological process: G protein-coupled receptor signaling pathway. The coding region runs from base 101 to 1027 and encodes 308 amino acids. The record is from RefSeq and is a predicted model, not a curated record. Gene Ontology annotation, cellular component: plasma membrane. Gene Ontology annotation, molecular function: G protein-coupled receptor activity; olfactory receptor activity. Lineage: Eukaryota; Metazoa; Chordata; Mammalia; Proboscidea; Elephantidae. The transcript has a single exon.